Molecule: messenger RNA, 1299 nt
Organism: Chaetomium fimeti
Lineage: Eukaryota; Fungi; Ascomycota; Sordariomycetes; Sordariales; Chaetomiaceae
Product: globin-like protein
Exons: 1
Coding region: 1-1299 (432 amino acids)
Biological process (GO): nitric oxide catabolic process; cellular response to nitrosative stress
Cellular component (GO): intracellular anatomical structure
Molecular function (GO): heme binding; oxygen binding; FAD binding
Source: RefSeq, a predicted model, not a curated record
AUGGCGCUUACAUACCAGCAGUCGAAACUCGUCAAGGACACCAUCCCGGCGCUCCGGGAGAAGGGGGAGCAGAUCACCACCACCUUUUACAAAACCAUGCUGCGGGACCAUCCGGAGCUCAACAACUACUUCAACAGCGUCAACCAGAAGAACGGGCGGCAGCCGCGGGCGCUGACGUCGGUCAUCCUCAGCUUCGCCUCCAACAUCAACCACACCAGCGAGCUGAUCCCCAGGCUAGAGCGCAUGUGCAACAAACACUGCUCGCUCGGCAUCCAGCCGGAGCACUACGGCAUCGUCGGGAAAUACCUCCUCGGCGCCUUCGGGGAGGUCCUGGGCGCGGCCAUGACCCCGGCCGUGUUCGCCGCCUGGGAGCGGGCGUACUGGCUGCUCGCCAAGAUGCUGAUGGGGCGGGAGGCGCAGCUGUACAAGGGCUCCGAGCAGUGGCCGUCGUGGCGGGAGUUCCGGGUCGACAGGGUGGUGCGCGAGACGGACGACAUCUACUCCUUCUACCUGGCGCCGCGGGACGGCGAGAAGCUGCCCCGGUUUCUGCCCGGCCAGUACGUGUCGCUGCGGAUCCGCGGGCCCGACGGCCACAUGCAGGCGCGCCAGUACUCGCUCAGCGAGGCGUGGCGGCCGGACUACUACCGCAUCAGCGUCAAGCGGGACGAGGGCGCGCGCUACGCCAACUCGGUCUCCGCGUCGUACUUCCACCCGGGCCUCGUCUCCAACGCGCUCAUCGACCACCACACGGUGCCCGGCUCGGCGGCGGCGGCGGCGGCCGUGGUGGAGCUGUCGCACCCGGCGGGGGACUUCUUCCUCGACGUGGCCAACACCAGCAGCAUGCCCAUCGUGCUCAUCUCGGCCGGGGUCGGCGCGGCGCCCAUGGUGGCCAUCGCCGACACGGUCGCGGCGACCCAGCCGGGGCGGGCCGUGUCGUGGAUCCAGGGCGCGCGCACGGGGCCGGUGCCCUUCGCGGCGCACGUGGCGCGCCUGCGGCGGGAGCACGGGGAGCAGCACCACGGGCGGGCGGCGUCCUUCCGCGCCGCCGUCUUCCAGACGCGCCCGGCCCCCGGAGACGUCGCCGGCGUCGCCUUCGACCACGCCGGCCGCGUCGACCUCGCCCGGCUCGACCCCGUCCGCGACCUGCACCUGCGCAGCUCGGGCGCCGAGUACUACGUCUGCGGGCCCGAGGCCUUCAUGGUCGACGUGUCGGACUACCUCCGCGCCCGGGGGGUGGGGCCCGACCGCAUCAAGUUUGAGCUGUUCUCGACGGGCGACUUGGCGUCGAAGCGCCCGUGA